AACACAACCAAACACAACCAAACAUACCAACUUAUUACAAGCUCAUCAACAGACGACGACGACCGACGGGAGGGAGCCGCAAGACCAAGCACGCACUUGCAGGGAGCUGUUGCUGUGUUUAUUGUGAACCGAAGGAGAGCGAAAGUGUCGCAGUGCCAGUAUGUCUUCCGCCGUGAACGCUGUCGCCAUUGUCUGCGCGUGCGCAGCAUUCCUGUUUGCGACAACAACACCUACUGCUGAGGGCGCAGGGGGGCCCGCGCCCGACCAAGCUGUUGAGCUUACGGAUGGCGACAUUCAAGGCGGGUACAUCGAGUCUCCGUUUGAGGUUGAGUUCUGGUCCAUUGCCGUAUGCGCCAAGGGCCAAGUUGAAGUCACGGUCACCUCACUGGAUGGCAACGCGAACGCGCAGCUCUACGACAACGCCGACGUCCUACAAGGCUUCAGCUACGAAGGCGAAGGUGUUGAGGACAUCAUCACCUACGGCAACAGCGAUUCUAGUGACACCACCAUCAGCAUCGCCGUGCUGGCCCCAUCCGGCAAUGCACGAUACCGCAUUCGCGUGGCCCUUGUCGGCUGUCCGCUUGCCAGCGCGACUUCAACCACGGUCAAUCCAGGCGCAUUGAAUGGAACAGACACGGAAGGCUCCAGCGCUUGCGCCGUUGAUCCGAACAAGGACCUGUACAUCGUCAUUGGCGCGGUCCUUGCGUUCCUCACACUUGUGCAGAGCAUUGUGGUGACCGUGCUGUGCAAGCGCCGCAACAGCUCAGACUCGACUGUUUUCCCGAGCCUGAACGGCAUGAAGGACGCUGUUGGCGCGAACAUCAUGGAGGUGACACAAGAGGCGCGAUCCGCGCUUGCGGAAGGGGUUGACACGCUUAGUGUUGAGCUCGAGCAUUGCAUUCGCAAGGCGGCCAAGCUGGCCAUGCACGACGUCGAGGACGCCGUCGCCGGCGUGUCCUCGACCCUCACCGGCUCCUUGCGCACAGCAGGGCAGGAUAUGGCCGAGGAAGUGCAGCGGCAAAUCAACCACGCACGCGACACGCUUGACACCAACGUCCGAGAAGCGGCCAGCAGUGCCGCAACGGCUGCAUUGUCGUCAUUUGAGGACGUGCGUUCUGGAUUUGAGGCAAACAUCCGCGCAGCUGUCGCCGACUCCAGGAAGAGCAUGGAGGCGCACAUCCUCGCCCUCGGCAGCACCCUCAAGGAGGAGCUGCGUGACGCCGCACAGGACAACGCGGACAUCGACAGGCACGUGGCGCGCAUCACAACAGCCAUCACGCGUGCACGGGAGGACAUGGGUGUGCAGCUGCAGAGCUCGGCCGAGUCGACGCUGGCUAAAGCAACGCUCAAGCUGGCGGAGGCGAAAGGCGACGUUGAUGCGCAGUUGCGACGCGGGGUGAGCACUGCGCUGGGGGAGGUCGACGCCAUUCUCCGCAACACGAAGACCGACUUCACCCAGCUCGUACACAGCACAGUUGGGGAUGCGAUGGACAGCUUGGGGGAGGUUGUCGCGAUUGGGGAAGGGUUGGAAGCAUCGCUGCGGGCCGCAACAGAAAGCGCUCUCUCGACGGUGGAGGAGCACAUCCAAGCUGCACGUGAGAUGCUGUUGGAGGGUGUGGAGCAAGUCAAGUCCAGGGUGGCAGAGGAGAUUGAGGGCUUCACCGACCGCCUGCCCUCAGCAGCUACAAGCGUGCUACGCUCAGUUGUGACAGGGUUUGGCAGUGAUUCUGACACAGAUGAUGAGGAAGUGCCGUUGGUCAACCAGCCGCGUGCCCACAAUGGCAGCGGCGACACAGGGGCCCUUGACAGCAACAGCAACAGCAACAGCAACAGCAACAGCAACAGAUAUAGUAACAGCACGGGCACUGACGACGUUGCAGCUGCUACGAGCAUGACAGCAUUCAGUGAGAAUGCACUUGUUGAAGAGACCGCCCUCUCCCUACCCAACUCAGUCCCCUGAAGGUGAUAACAAUUGCAGCAAGUGCGCAUGAGAUGAAUUCUUUAUUGUUGCUUCGUCAAAGGUUCGAAUGGUGCAUUUAUCGUGUGGCAUGAUGUCAUGUCACUCGUCCAAAUCGAGUUUCCUUGUGUGUGUGUGAGUGUGUUUUGCCUUUUUGCAUGAGGAUGGGCCCACAAGUUGAGAUACUUGCGUGCUUGGUUGCAAGCUCAGCUAGUUUGGCGUCGCGGUGGAUGCGUGCAUUGCCCCCUGAGAGUUGUUUGACUGUCAUCGGAGUGCAACGACCAUGUAUGGGAGUAUGGGCAUGUAAGCGCUUAUAAAAUUUUGUACUUGA
Salpingoeca rosetta is the source of this 2288-nucleotide messenger RNA. RefSeq lists its product as uncharacterized. The record is from RefSeq and is a predicted model, not a curated record. The transcript is spliced from 2 exons. Bases 161 to 1960 code for a protein of 599 amino acids. Lineage: Eukaryota; Choanoflagellata; Craspedida; Salpingoecidae.